CUUGGUAUCGAGUUGAACUUUCCUCCAGCAAUUCAGCCAUCUUUGCAAAAUUGUAUCUCUGGCGAGAUGGGUAGCGAAGAGCCAGAAGUUAAGUAUGGAGUCGGUGCAUAUCUUACUGAAAUGGACCAUCAUCCAGGCGACGAUGCUAUGUUAAAGGGUUUUCAGGUUGGCGCCCAAACAGCCUUUUUUGGUGGUAUAUAUGGAUCAGCUGUUGCAGCCCUCUUCCCCCCUCCAGCUGGCUCUCAGCCCCUACUUUAUGCUCUUAGGCUAGUUGGCAUCAAUGCUGCCUUUUAUGGUGGAGUUGGUGCUACUUUUGCAGUGGUCACAACCUUGGCAACAAAUAUCAGAGAUAAAGAUGACUACAAAAGCUGGGCGAUUGGUGGUGCUGCUGCUGGGUCACUGCUAGGUUUUCGAUAUCGUGGUAUUGCAACAGGAGGUAAAUUUGCAUUUGGACUAGGAUUACUUGCAGCUGUUGUCAAAUACACUAGUGUCUACAGAGAACCAUUCCAUGAUCCAUCUGCAUUUUUCAAGACACCUAGAGAGGACUCACAAAGUUAAGUAGAUGCUCUGAUUAAUGUGUGUAUAAAUUGUUUGCUUAUAAGAUUUUGUCGUAAAAUGUUGUCUGAUAUGGAAUUAUUAAAACACUGCAAAAUGAC
Rhopilema esculentum is the source of this 656-nucleotide messenger RNA. RefSeq lists its product as uncharacterized. The record is from RefSeq and is a predicted model, not a curated record. NCBI's taxonomy places the organism in Eukaryota, Metazoa, Cnidaria, Scyphozoa, Rhizostomeae, Rhizostomatidae. Gene Ontology annotation, cellular component: mitochondrial inner membrane; respiratory chain complex I. Gene Ontology annotation, biological process: mitochondrial electron transport, NADH to ubiquinone.